This is a messenger RNA of Pangasianodon hypophthalmus (striped catfish), 7760 nucleotides long. It is a transcript of the gene s100p, whose product is annotated as calcium-activated potassium channel subunit beta-2. The coding region runs from base 6684 to 7457 and encodes 257 amino acids. Gene Ontology annotation, biological process: potassium ion transport; detection of calcium ion. Lineage: Eukaryota; Metazoa; Chordata; Actinopteri; Siluriformes; Pangasiidae. The record is from RefSeq and is a predicted model, not a curated record. Gene Ontology annotation, cellular component: membrane; voltage-gated potassium channel complex. The transcript has 6 exons. Gene Ontology annotation, molecular function: potassium channel regulator activity; calcium-activated potassium channel activity.
CACCUCACGAUUCUUGAUAAAGAAGGAUAUAUUGUUCAGAUAGAUGUAGGAAGAAAUUUGCUCAGACAGCUCCAGUUAGCGGGCUGCUCUCCCAGUGUAGAGCAAAUAUUUGCCACCAGACAGCUGGCAGCAAUGUUUUCUUUAAGAGUAAAUGAUGUUUAAAAAAAAAUCACUGACAGUGUUAACAAAUACUCAGUUAGUGAUCUGCAAGAUAAGAACAGCACAAGGGCUUAUUUAUUCAGUUUUUACUGGACUCUAUUAAAAUUGCAUGGACGGUGCUCAGGGACAUUACCCAUGAUGUUAUAUGGAUUUUAUUGCCUGUAAGUCAGGAAUUAAUCUGCUAGAGCUUCAAUAUUUAAAACUGAUGUUCUUUUAGAAUACAUAUAACUUAAACCAAGAGCUGAAAGGACGGAUGUUUUUUUUUGUUUGUUUGUUUGUUUUUUACAUUAGAGUAUACAGUGCUCUAAAGGUAAGCUCUUUAAGGCUUCUCUAUUAAAUUGUUUACACUGUCCAUAUGCGAGUUAUUCAGCUCUUAUAUUUUAAGGAGUAAGGUACAGGCUUACAUUCCUCAUUCUUAUAACUACACACUUCUUGUUAGUUGCACUCUAACUAUUUAAUACUUCAUAGUAGCUAUAGAAGAGCAUGCUUUAAAGCACAAUACUGUCUGAGAGUAGUUCUUUUUACUGAUAUCGCCUUUAAUAAAUGUGCCGAUAUUUUUCAGUGAUCAUUGAUGAAAUGUUUGUUAUACAGCCCAGUCUAACAGUAUUUCUUAGUUAAUUAUACAACUGUAUAACCUCAGUGGAUUAUGAAACUGCUUUGUCAGUAAUAUGGGUUGUUCGUACGUAUUAUAGCAUUAUAAAAGUUGAUAUUUUAAUUGUUUUAUAAUGAAUUGACAGGUGGCAAUUUUUCUAACUCUGGUUUGAGUGUUUUUGGCUUUGACAAAAACGUAUUUAAAGAUUGUUAGGCUCCUGCUACAAUGAACAUUUUUCCUUUGGAGUUGUGACUGCUUAUUCAUCCUCCCUAAGCAUGUAAUUUAGAGGUGAAUACUGGUCUGGGAAGAGUAAUUUUAGCGUGACGAUCUGUGUUUAACUGGGAGUGAUGUUAAAAUUACAUAAAGAUCAGAAAGAGGACAUCCUGAAAAAAAAAGACUGUUUGUAGAAUCACAACGAUCCUGUAGCUUUGCUCCUCCAAAAUCACGUCACUGUUUAAAAAAUAGCCCCCAGCUGGAGCAAAAAACCCACAAAACACACACUGUGUGAGGAGUGCAGAGAUUUGCACUGAGCUGUUUGCAGUGAGCUUUUAAUAGUGCCAGUGAACUUGAGUAUUAUCCUUAGAUUAUCCUCUAUCAAUGGCUUGCACCCAGAAAGCUUUAUUUAUCAUUACACACUACAGUAACACUUAAAUGAGGUCAGAUUAAAAAAGGGUCCUCAAAAACUCAAAACCAGCCAAAUAAAAAAUGCUUUAGUUCCCUGUCCUCCCUAUCACCACUUGACUGAACUUGUCACACUUUUACUGCAGAUCAGAGUAGCAUCUGGUUGUAAAUUACAUGUGAGACAUGCCUCUGUGCAUUUUUCUAAAGGACUACAAUGUAAAAGACACACUGACCUUCUCCAGCCAGAUGUCAUGACUCUCAGGACACCAAUCCAUUGUCCAGCAUCAAGCUUAUUAUAUCCUUGUGUGUACACAAACCACCUUUUCAUAGCUCUAUGCAUUGCAUUAUCAUCAAUGCCAUCAGUGUCAUCGAUGGCAUAAUAAGAAUUAUGUAGGGCAAGCUAUUACACACACACUUAAAGACAGAUAGGCAGCUGCAUUCAUCAUUUCUAAAACUUUUUUAAGUGGUUCAAGUCCAUAAUGCCAUACUGGGUUCAUGCUGCCUUUUUUUUUAAACCAGAAAAAAAAACACUAAAUGUAUAGUUCUGUCUGCUGUUCUUUUGUGUAAUUUGUACAUUAAUUGGACAAUGUAUGUCAGUCUAUCUAUGUUUAGUGUUUUCCUCCAAAGCCAUUUUCUAUCUAGGGGCAUUUCACUUUGUGUAAUCACAUGACUGUCACUGAUAGGCUGCAUGAAUCUACAGUCCGGGCGAGAAAGAAAUCAGCCCCAGUCCCGCUUCAGCAUACUAUUCUGUGUUUUUUGUUUUUUUUUUUACAACCAUUGGUGGUGGUGUUGUACAUGAUUCAAUGAAACCUCAUAUUGAUGUCUUUUUAUUUUUGAAAGACAGGGAGGGGCUAAGCCCUGCUAGACUAUUUAUACCAGCCACCCUUGAAUAUCUCUGGGUAAAUGUUCUGUCACCACCAGUACUUUGAUCGUUGUGCGUGUUAGAUACCCUGAGGAAAACAUAUUAUUGAUGAAGAUCACCAUAAAAUAAUGAGCAUCAAUAGCUUUGUAGCAAAUGCUACCUCAAAACGAACCUUUAAUGACACUACGUUGCAGGAUACAGAAUCUGCCUUUAUAAAGUAUUAUAAUAUAUAGUGGUGGAUCUCUUAUUUUGGUUUUGUUUCACAAAACCUCUAGAAGGUAAAACAUGAAUCAUAUUUGGAGCAACUACUACAGACUAAGCCUUUUGCAAAGUUGAUUUGUGUUACUUGACUUAAACCAAAUAGAGAAUGUGUGGGUGAGCAGGAAAGGAGAGUAAACAAUCAAGGACCUAGAGAGCUAGGAAGAAAGGUUUCUGUGGUAGGAAGUAUGUACAGAGCGUUUCAUUAGGGUUUUUUUUUUCCAACACUCAGUUGGAACAAGCAGAUUGGGCAAACACACACCGAAACAGUAAUCAUGAGUAAGUACUUUAUCAUCUAUAUUCAGGCAGACUGAGCUUGAAAUACAAAUAAUAAAAGCACAAACAGAAGGAGACUAGGAAACAAAGUUAACAUGUGAAACAGGAAAGGAGAUAGAUGUGUAUGGAUUAAAAAUAAAUUAUUUGAUGGUGACAAAUUCAUAGACAACUAAAUAAAGAAUCUAAGGUUGAAAGAAAGAAAGCAAGUAAGAAAGAAAGAAAGAAAAUGUUAAAGGAUAAUGAUCACUUGACUAUGCAAAAUGGCAAUUGAACAUACAAUAUCUACACAGUUGGACAGUUGGAGUAAAUGUGUAUUAUUCUUUCUUUAAUAUUUUGGAUAAACUGUUUUUGACUGAGAUAUGAAACAUUUAGGAUUUUGAAUAUAGUUGGUAACCAAGUCAGCUAUUUUAGCAUUUAACAUCUCCAUAAUUCUGUUUCAUGAACAGGAACAGAAGGUCUCUCAGUGUGGAACCCUCAGAUCUCAGAACAGUUUGGUUUGCAUAGCAGCCUCUUUUGUUUAUCCACCUGCAUUUGCAUCAGCAGCACAGCGGAGAGCAUUUAAUAUUCCAUGCACUUUUAUAAGCGUGUGUUUAGAUAGCAUCUCUUUCUGACCAACAGAGUAGAAAUUUUCCAUAAUCAAACUCUCAUUAGAUUAAUGACCUGUAAAUACUCUCAUUAAAAGGUAAUCACAUUUUGCUUGAAGAGAAUGGCAAAUUAAUACACAAGGAAAAUGUCAUUAGAUUUUAAAACAAUAAUUGAAUAGGGAGCUUUUUGUAAAAUAUGUUUUGCUGUAUCUUUGUUAAGCCCUUUUACACUUUUAAUGAGACACAUACACUUCUAAAGGCCUGGGACUGCCUAUAUGUAGUAAAAUCUGCCAUAGUGAUGACUGUGAAUACAUUUUAAUGUAACGUCAGAUUUAAUUCAUGCAUGGCUUGCUGCUUGCUGAGUUUUUAGACAGCACUAGGACAAAGAUGUCACAGUGCAGAGACAUACUUGUGUCUCAUUGGUGGGUAUGUAGUGUAUUACCAGAAGGUUAAAUAUCAAAAUCUGAUAAAAGUAGAAUUUGUUAAUUAGAGAUGAAAUAUAACAAAGUAAGCAGACAACAAUAUGAAAGUGAUUUCUAUAAUGAAUUCUGUUAUUUGUACAUAAUAAACUCAUCAUGUAAGCAACAUGACACUUCUGGAUGUGCUGUACUUAGAAUAUAAUCAAUGACAGGUGGUGUGAUACCAACCCCUAGUUCAUUAUUUACCAAUAACAGCACGUCCCAAAGUAUUAUAUUUGUCUUAUAUCACAGCAAAUUGCCAAUGUUUACUUUUUUUUUUUUUUAUUAAAGCAUGACAAGACAUACUUUUUGUCCAUUUAUAUGCUUAAUGGUGUGGAACGUCCAUGAAACAAUUUAGUUCCUGUUAUGACUUACAUUAUAGCAGCUAUAAACAGUUGUAUGCUUCAAGGCAUACAGAGGGACCAACUGUUUAGACAGAAAAAAUGCAGCUUUUCAUGUUACAGAGAAAAUCCUCUGUCCUUAGAUUUUCUGUGGUGGAAAACAGCUUUAGCUCUGACUGUUACAAAGCAUGACAUUGGAGACUCCUUCCAAAAGUGUUAAAUAAAUGUCUCCUGCCAGAACAUUCAAUGAUUACAUGUCCUAUAUAACAACACAGUAUUAGGCUUAUAUUACAUGGAGUUUUUACUAUAGAAAUAAUAACAUAUUAGUAUGUUAGUAUCAUUCAUAUAAACAUUAAUGUAAAUUAUUUGCCUUGCAGCCUUGCUGCUGUUAUAGAAAAUAAAUCACCUUCGGACCGAUCAGAUUUGAGAAUUCACCAGCACUGUGGUGUAAACAGUUUUACUGGUCAUAAAUAGUAGUAAAGGAAGGAAAAUGGGAUUUGGAUGCAGAAUGCAGAAUCAUUCUGCAGCAUGGUCACAUUCAUUCCAGAAACAGAAAUUAUUUUACUUUAACCUCAUUAACAAUUAUGUGCUUUGUUAGCAGUUUACCUCCAUUGGUGUAAUUAGUGUCACAAUUUCAUGCAAAAUUAGGCAUGUAAUUAAGCCUUAAAUAAAUGUUGUGAGCAGGGGAUUGUAGAACUAAUGAAAAUAGCAUUGCUAACGAGGCCCAGUGGACACAGUGCACCAUAAAAACACACUUCAUUUUAACUUUCUUCUUCACAGCUUUAACGAGAGGAAACAUGGUAAAUCAGUGAGUCCUAUACAUAGGAUUCAUUUCCUUUUAGAAGUGUAGAUACUUGUUUCUAUUAAACCCUACUAAUUUAUCUAUUUGGGUGGUAAAACAGAAAUUGAUGCCAUUCACUCUUCAGAGCUUAAGUAGCAUGCACUGAUAGCUGCAUGGUUUCCACAAACAGUUGUGAGUUUAUUAGUUUAUUAGUGUAUUAGUUUGUUAUUUAACUAUAGACGCAUUGACACAUGGGCUCAGUCCCCUUAGGAACACUACAUUAUUGUCUAUACCAUACCUCAUCGUCAAUCCAAUAGGAAUGCACAUCAACAAGUAUCCAUUUGCCCAUAAAAUGGCUGCUAGAUAUUAAUUAAUCUCAAAAAAAAAAAAAAAAAAAAAAAAACUAACCAGCAAACAUGUAAGUACUAUUUUUCAUCACAGCUAUUUAUAGCUUAACUUGGAUGCUCAAGGGGCACCAAAAACAAAUAGCAGAGCAUAUUUGUUGUCAGGACUAAAUUUGAUGAUGCAUACCCCCAUUUUUAGAAAGGUCCAGAUGUUUUGGUAAUGCUCUAAAUGACCCCAAUGAUAAAAACAUAAUUGCACUCCAAGGUAAUUACAAAGCAUUUGGCUAAACUAUUAAAACACAUAUUGGUGAUUCUGUUCAAAUGGAAAUUACUGCCACUAGCUCUAGGCCUACGCUAUUGCCCCAGUAAUUCUCUCACUGCGUCACUUACCUAAAACAUUACUUGGCCUUCAAUUACCACAGUCACCUACUCAUUCACUCAACUAUUACCUUAAUCAGAGUCCCUUAGUCACUCACUUACCCACCCAUUCACUCACCUACUUCCUCACCCAGUGCCUCAGUCCCUCAGUCACCCACCACAAACUUCACUUCAAUUUCUCACCCAUUCCCACAGCAAUUUUCUCAUUUGCUCAGUAAUUCCCUCAGUCAUUCAUUCACCUGUUCCCUUACCAAGACUCUCACCUAUAGCUCAGUCAUUCAUUCACUCGUUCCCUUACCCAGACUCUCACUUAUCCCUUAGUCAUUCAUUCCCCCGUUCACUUAUCUGUCAGUUGUUCAUUCACCCAUUUCCUUACACACCACUCAUUUACUCACUUAUAUUUACGUCACAAACUCAUUUGCUCCCUCAUACACUCACUCAUUCUCUCACUGACAAGAACAAGUUAUAAACAAAUGAACUGGCAAAUAAAGGGCCAUUUAAAAUGAACUGAAUGAGCUUUCAUCUCGAUUGUUGUAUCCCCCUACACACACUCACAAAUGGACUUCAAGUAAGCCAUCCUUUGUUACCUGCACAGGCGUGUGCCGCCAAUUGCAAAAGACCCAAACACCUGUGUCACUGAUGUGCUAUAAAGGCCAAUCAGUGGCCAGCUGCUGGGGACAACGAGGCUCUGAAGAGUGCUCACAAAUACAACGCCCCCCACCCACCGUUCCCUUGCUUGCUUGGUGAGUCAGUAAAUGAGGGAGUGGGUGAGGGAGGAGGUAGACACUGAUGCUAUUGGGGAUCAGUAGCGUGGUGGGUGCUCCUCUCCCUGCCCAGUGCUCUGCUCAUUAUCCCCCCAUCCUGCUGCUUGCUCACUACCUAUGAAUAGUCAAUAACAAACAAGCAAGCAGGAAAUGAGGGAGCAGAUGAAGGCGACCCGCCGACUGAUGUCAGCUAUGUUUGUAGAGAGCUGCUUUAUUCAGAUUAUCCCAGCAGUCCUUGGCGAGUACGUUAGAGAGUGCUGGGAGGAUGUUCCUGUGGGCUGGAACUAAAGGACCUCAGGGAUCAGGAAAUGAAAGAAGAACCAUUUAUCAGAAGAUCAGAGAAUAUGACAUUCUGGACAAGAGGAAGACUGUGACAGCACUGAAAGCAGGAGAGGACAGAGCUAUUCUCCUUGGUCUUAGCAUGAUCUUCUUUUCUGUCAUGAUGUACUUUGUCCUGGGCAUUACAAUGGUGCGGUCAUAUACAGACAGUGUGUGGACAGAGGAGUCAAGCUGUACCGUGCUAAAUUCAACUAUUAUUGGGGAGAUUAACUGUAGCUACAGCUGUGGUGCAGAAUGCUGGAAGAGUUCCAGAUACCCAUGCCUGCAGGUGUACGUCAGCCUGAACUCAUCAGGCCGAAUCCUGAGACUGUCCCACAACGAGGAAGCCCAGGAGGCCAAUCCUGAGUGUUUCUUUGUCCCUAAGUGCCGUAAGGAUCACGCAACGAUGCAUGCCUUGGUACUGAACAUCUCCGAGCGCCUGAAGGUCCAGCAGCAGGUGCGUUGUUACUCAGACCCAGCAGAGCAGCAGGACAGUGCCAUCCUGACACGCCUCUAUGGUCGUGCUGCCAUUCUCUCAUCACUGCUGUGGCCCACGUGCAUGCUUGUGAUUGGCGUGCUCAUCGUUGCCAUGGUCAAGCUCACACAAUACCUUUCCAUCCUCUGUGAGCGGAUAAGCCGCAUUAAGAGGACUGGUCUUUCUCCAGUUGCAUCUGCCUCGCACUCCAUGGAGGGCACUAAAAACAUGUUGGAUGGGAUUUGAAUGGAAAAGCGUCCAAGAUGAAAGGUCAAAAGGGAAACAAUGGACAGAUUCUUUGGCUGAACCCAGUUUUCUACACCUCUAUAAGCAGCACAAUCUUUUAAAGACUAGAGAGACUAAUGACCAAUGGUGUUUUAUGUGCCUCUGCCCUCCUGUCAACUUUGUUCAUCAAUCCAUGUUGUGGUGACAAGGAAGGACAUUUGACUUGGACAAUGUCGAGCUUUCAGAGACUGAAAUUUGUGGCUGGAAUUGUACAGCACAGGUUGGGUGAAGUCCAAAUGAAUAAAAUCUAAGCGUCAAAAACAA